Emiliania huxleyi CCMP1516 is the source of this 1386-nucleotide messenger RNA. RefSeq lists its product as hypothetical. The transcript has a single exon. The record is from RefSeq and is a predicted model, not a curated record. Bases 1 to 1386 code for a protein of 461 amino acids. Lineage: Eukaryota; Haptophyta; Isochrysidales; Noelaerhabdaceae. Gene Ontology annotation, molecular function: calcium ion binding.
AUGGAGCUCGACCCGGCCGCCCUGAUCGAGCGGCUGGCCGAGCUUGAUCGCGUCCUUGACAACCAAAGCACUGCUGCGCGGCAGUACGUCUCCCAGCGCAACCGGGCAGCAGGCGAUGCCGUGCGCGCCGAGAAGGACAUGCGCCGCCGCCGCGAUGUCGCCCGCUCGGGUGUCAGGCCAGCAGAUGCCGCCGAGAUGGCUGAGCUGUCCGCGAUCCUGCGAGACGCGCACCGCGCGACGUCGCCGCCGUGGGAGUCGCCCUCGUGGUUCAAGCUUUUCCGCCGCGUGGACGUGAAUGGGUCUGGCCUGAUCUCUUUUGACGAGUUUGCAAAGAUGGUGCGGAGCCUGCUGAAGCUCCCAACGUCCCUGCUCUCCGAGUCGCGCCUCGAGGCGCUCUGGCUCGCCCUCGACGCGGACGGCUCCGGCUUGAUCAGUAGCGGCGAGUUUGGAAAGCUCAUGCGCAUCGGAGCGCCGACGCCGGACUCUGCAUCGGCAUCAAGGCAUUUUGUGUACGGGCGCAACCGGGCAGCGGGCGAUGCCGUGCGCGCCGAGAAGGACAUGCGCCGCCGCCGCGAUGUCGCCCGCUCGGGUGUCAGGCCAGCAGACGCAGCCGAGAUGGCUGAGCUGUCCGCGAUCCUGCGAGACGCGCACCGCGCGACGUCGCCGCCGUGGGAGUCGCCCUCGUGGUUCAAGCUUUUCCGCCGCGUGGACGUGAAUGGGUCUGGCCUGAUCUCUUUUGACGAGUUUGCAAAGAUGGUGCGGAGCCUGCUGAAGCUCCCAACGUCCCUGCUCUCCGAGUCGCGCCUCGAGGCGCUCUGGCUCGCCCUCGACGCGGACGGCUCCGGCCUGAUUAGUAGCGGCGAGUUUGGAAAGCUCAUGCGCAUCGGAGCGCCGACGCCGGACUCUGCAUCGGCAUCAAGGCAUUUUGUGUACGGGCGCAACCGGGCAGCGGGCGAUGCCGUGCGCGCCGAGAAGGACAUGCGCCGCCGCCGCGAUGUCGCCCGCUCGGGUGUCAGGCCAGCAGACGCAGCCGAGAUGGCUGAGCUGUCCGCGAUCCUGCGAGACGCGCACCGCGCGACGUCGCCGCCGUGGGAGUCGCCCUCGUGGUUCAAGCUUUUCCGCCGCGUGGACGUGAAUGGGUCUGGCCUGAUCUCUUUUGACGAGUUUGCAAAGAUGGUGCGGAGCCUGCUGAAGCUCCCAACGUCCCUGUUGUCCGAGUCGCGCCUCGAGGCGCUCUGGCUAGCCCUCGACGCGGAUGGCUCUGGCCUGAUUAGUAGCGGUGAGUUUGGAGCCUUCUUCAAGCUGUCGUUGCUCGAGAGCAGGAGCGAGCGCGCCAGUAUCGCCCGACUGCUGAGGUCGCGGCAUUGUGGCGGUGUGGUAGUGUGA